UUGAACAUUUAAAUAUUUAAAGUCCCAUGAAAAAAAGUGGGGAUGAUCAUUAAAUGAGCGUAUCGUUUUUCAAGCGCUUCGGUUAUCCAUAGUUCUCAAAUCGUAGCCAGAGGUAUUCCAAAGCUCGGCGUAAACGGCUCGCCGCGUGCACACCAAUCCAAGUUCGUUAUCCUGUUCAGUGAAUCGUAGGAGGCCGCGUGAUUGCAUUCAAAUUAAUUCAGGAUGCAGCGAUCUCUAGGCGAUAAAGUUUGACAUUUGAACCGUUUACAUUGUUAUGGUACUUGCGUAAAGUUUUCGUCGCCUUACUGAACGCGAAACGGUGUUAAAUCGAUGGCUUUGGACGGGGAUGGCCGUAUCCUGAGGCAGAUGAGGCUCGGCGUGGCCCGAAACUUGUUCAACGCGGAGCCUUCAAUAGGAAACUAUGACCGUUUCAUACCGUGCCGGAACAACAACAACUGGGAGACCAACUUUGCCACGAUGCCCGACCCCAAUAAGUCCGUGCAUGUGGCCAAGAAAACGGGCAGCAAUCGGGAGAAUGGCGGCGAGAACGCUAGAGACAGUUCCGUCUACAAUAUCCUGUUGCGGAACGAGAUACUGGGCGAGAACAUCGAGGACGUGAAACUUCACUGCGAUGAAAGGGACGCGCUCACCCCCGUGAAAAGUAGAAACUUGUUUCGAUACGGUACUCCUGUUAAGAAAUCGCACCAGCCGGAACGGACGCCGAUGAAAUGCCAACCGAGCAGCCCAUACUCGUUGUCGCCGCUCAGCACGAGCAGCCAACGGCUACUGCGUUCGCCGCACAAGGCCACCCGCAAGAUAUCCCGCAUACCGUUCAAGGUGCUGGACGCGCCCGAGCUCCAAGACGACUUCUACCUGAACCUGGUCGACUGGUCGGUCCAGAACGUGCUCAGCGUCGGCCUAGGCAGCUGCGUUUACCUGUGGUCCGCGUGCACCAGCCAAGUGACGAGGUUAUGUGACCUGUCCGGAGACGCGAACAUGGUGACGUCGGUGUCGUGGAGCGAGCGGGGCAAUCUGGUCGCGGUCGGCACCCACAACGGCUACGUCACCGUGUGGGACGUCACCGUCAACAAGCAAGUGAACAAAUUAAUCGGGCACUCGGCCAGAGUCGGCGCACUCGCCUGGAACGGCGACGUGCUCAGUUCCGGCAGCCGGGAUCGGAUGAUACUGCAGCGCGAUACCAGGAUGCCGCCGAACGUGGCGGAAAGGAAACUGAUCGGGCACCGGCAGGAGGUUUGCGGUCUCAAGUGGUCCCCCGACAACCAGUACUUGGCGUCGGGCGGCAAUGACAACCGCCUCUACGUGUGGAACAUGCAGUCGUUGUCGCCCGUGCAGACAUACACGGACCAUUUGGCCGCGGUCAAGGCUAUCGCGUGGUCCCCCCACCACCACGGGCUGCUAGCCUCGGGCGGCGGCACCGCCGACCGUUGCAUACGUUUCUGGAACACCCUCACGGGCCAGCCGAUGCAGAACAUCGACACCGGAUCGCAGGUGUGCAACCUGGCGUGGUCGAAGCACAGUUCGGAACUGGUAUCGACCCACGGAUACUCCCAGAACCAGAUCCUGGUGUGGAAGUAUCCCAGUCUGACGCAGGUCGCGAAGCUCACGGGUCAUUCGUACCGCGUGCUGUACCUGGCCCUUUCGCCCGACGGGGAGGCGAUCGUGACGGGAGCGGGGGACGAGACGCUCCGGUUUUGGAACGUGUUCAGCAAAGCGCGGUCACAGAAAGAGACCAGAUCAGUACUGAGCCUGUACACGGGCAUCCGCUAGCCGCCUGUACAUUGGCACUAAAUGUACGCCUCACGCAACGUGUUCUAAUAUAUUAUUUUCUUUUUAAAUAUACACGCUAUUUAUAUUUGGAUCAUUUUUGCGGUACAAAACGGGCGCCGCUGGGAGGGGGGUACGUUUUACUCGCUCCCGACCGCAGUUUUUCACACUCUACUUCCGUGAAGUAUAGUUCGGGGACCGUUUUAGUUUUAUUUUUACACUCUGUACAGAGAGGACUUUAUUUUUCAUGUGAUAUACUAUAUAUAAUUAAAACAUUGAAUUUUUUUUCUGAGCGUAUAGUCUGUUACAAAGUAGCAAAUUUGUAGGUCGGUAUUAGGUCGCGUGGAUGGAUAAACGACAUUCAUUUAAUGACUCUGUGUGCUUGUUGCAAUAUUGGGGAAAUAAA
Molecule: messenger RNA, 2191 nt
Organism: Cylas formicarius (sweet potato weevil)
Lineage: Eukaryota; Metazoa; Arthropoda; Insecta; Coleoptera; Brentidae
Gene: fzr
Product: fizzy-related protein homolog
Exons: 4
Coding region: 331-1788 (485 amino acids)
Biological process (GO): positive regulation of anaphase-promoting complex-dependent catabolic process; positive regulation of ubiquitin protein ligase activity; anaphase-promoting complex-dependent catabolic process
Cellular component (GO): anaphase-promoting complex
Molecular function (GO): protein binding; ubiquitin ligase activator activity; anaphase-promoting complex binding
Source: RefSeq, a predicted model, not a curated record